AUGGCUGAGAAUCGCCUCUCCAAGAAAGAGGGCGUGGUCGAAUCAUCGCACCAAGAAGACCCCGAAGGCGUCAGGGUUGAAAUCGUCCAAGGAUCUGUGGCGCUGGAUAUAGCCAGGCGAACCAAUCCCCCAAAGCCAUGGAGCCGCCAAAUGAGGAAGUUAUAUCUGUUUCUAACCGUGGCUUACCUCUGCUCAGCCUUGAAUGGGUUCGAUGGUUCACUCAUGGGAGCUUUACUUCCUAUUCCGCAAUUCCAAGAAACUUUCGGUGCCGGUCUAGUCGGAUCCCAGGCAUCUUUGAUACAAGGAAUGUACACAAUCGGAGGUGUCAGUGCACUACCAUUUGUUGGCCCUUUUCUGGACAAUUUUGGCCGCCGCUUUGGUAUGUUCAUUGGAUCUGCUGCUGUCAUUCUCGGGACUAUAUUGGGUGGUACUGCGAAUCACAUGGACCAACUGCUCGCAAGUCGAUUUUUCCUCGGAUGGGGAUACUCCUUAGCCUCUUCUGCCGCACCGGCCUACGUUGUGGAGAUUAGCCACCCCGCAUACCGAGAUCUGUUAACAGGGCUGUAUAAUUGCCAAUACUUUGUGGGGGCCAUCGCUGCUGCAGGUGCCUGCCGUGGAUGCCUUCAUUUGCCUAGCUCUCUAGCGUGGCGCAUUCCCAUUUGGUGUCAGUUGAUAUCAUCCAGCAUUGUCUUGUUAUUCGUUUGGUUCCUCCCCGAAUCGCCCCGCUGGCUAUAUAGCCACGGUCGCCAAGAGGAAGCUUGGGACGUCAUAACCGCCUAUCAUGGCGAGGGAGAUCGAGAUAAUGCCUAUGUCAUCUUACAGAUUCGAGAUUAUGAGGAGGCAAUCGACCUCGAAGGGUCAGACAAACGGGCCUGGGAUUUCCGGGAGCUGGUAAAUUCGAAACCCGCAAGAUGGCGCCUUCUGUGUGUAGCAAUUGCUGCAUUUUUCAGCCAGUGGUCGCAAGCAGGAGUCACAACUUAUUACAUCGGCGGUCUUUUGGCCACUGCAGGAGUUACUGACACCACAAAAGUACUAGAUGUCAAUCUUGGCAAUACGGUUUUAUCUGCCGCGGGUGCCUACUUGGGAAGUUUCUUAGGCCCAAAGAUCCGACGAAGACCUAUGAUGAUUGGCGCGUGUCUUGCAUGCAGUGUUUGCUUUGCCGGUUUCUCUGCCACGGCUGCAGUGUAUACAAGUUCGCACCAACAGGGGGCCGCUACAGCCUCUAUUGUGAUUAUCUUCCUCGUCGGCUUUUGUUUCAGUUUUGGCUGGACCCCCCUUCAGGCCAUGUACCCUGUUGAGUGCCUUUCUUACGAAACUCGCGCUAAAGGAAUGGCCACAUACUCUGUUUUAACAAAUAUUGCAUUGCUUGUGAAUCAGUUUGGGAUCGGAAAUGCAAUCAGCGUUAUUGGCUGGCAUACCUACAUAAUCUUGGCCGGUUGGAAUAUUGUACAGGCUUUGGUUAUCUAUUUCUUCGCCGUCGAAACAAACAAGCAAACACUUGAGCAGCUUUCAGACAUAUUCGGGGCCUCAAACCCCCGGAUCGCAAGUACGGAAGCACGGAAGAUCGUUGUCUCGGAGAGAACGAAUCAAGUGACAUUGGCAAAAGAUGACGAGAUUAUCUGA
This is a messenger RNA of Penicillium cataractarum, 1623 nucleotides long. RefSeq lists its product as uncharacterized. Gene Ontology annotation, biological process: transmembrane transport; carbohydrate transport. Gene Ontology annotation, cellular component: membrane. Gene Ontology annotation, molecular function: carbohydrate:proton symporter activity. Bases 1 to 1623 code for a protein of 540 amino acids. The record is from RefSeq and is a predicted model, not a curated record. The transcript has 4 exons. NCBI's taxonomy places the organism in Eukaryota, Fungi, Ascomycota, Eurotiomycetes, Eurotiales, Aspergillaceae.